Messenger RNA from Brassica oleracea var. oleracea, 2134 nucleotides. RefSeq names its product regulatory protein NPR1-like. The record is from RefSeq and is a predicted model, not a curated record. NCBI's taxonomy places the organism in Eukaryota, Viridiplantae, Streptophyta, Magnoliopsida, Brassicales, Brassicaceae. The transcript has 4 exons. Gene Ontology annotation, molecular function: protein binding. Gene Ontology annotation, biological process: defense response to fungus; regulation of salicylic acid mediated signaling pathway; defense response to bacterium. Gene Ontology annotation, cellular component: nucleus; cytoplasm. Bases 179 to 1918 code for a protein of 579 amino acids.
CUCUUCUCUCUAUCGUUGACUUGGCGGCACUCGCUACACAAUAAGUACGCAGCCCGUCAAUGGUUAAUCUUCUCUUCCGUGUGGAUCUCAAGUCUUUCGAUUGAUAAGUAUUCUUCGUUGAUUCGGUCCUUCUUUCUUGGAGUCUUCACUUCUCACCAUCGGAUCUCUGUGACCUUUGAUGGAGACCAUUGCUGGAUUUGAUGAUUUCUAUGAGAUCAGCAGCACUAGCUUCCUCGCCGCACCGGCGCCAACCGAUAACUCCGGAUCAUCCACCGUCUACCCGACGGAGCUUUUCACCAGACCCGAGGUAUCCGCGUUUCAACUCCUCUCCAACAGCCUCGAGUCCGUCUUCGACUCGCCGGAAGCGUUCUACAGCGACGCCAAGCUUGUUCUCUCCGACGACAAGGAAGUAUCCUUCCACCGUUGCAUUCUCUCGGCGAGAAGCCUCUUCUUCAAGGCCGCUUUGACAGCCGCCGAGAAGGUGCAGAAGUCCACCCCCGUGAAGCUCGAGCUGAAGACACUCGCGGCGGAAUACGACGUCGGGUUCGAUUCUGUGGUGGCUGUUCUGGCGUACGUUUACAGCGGCAGAGUGAGGCCGCCUCCGAAGGGAGUUUCUGAAUGCGCAGACGAGAGCUGCUGCCACGUGGCGUGCCGUCCGGCUGUGGAUUUCAUGGUGGAGGUUCUCUACUUGGCUUUCGUCUUCCAGAUUCAGGAGCUGGUUACCAUGUAUCAGAGGCAUUUACUGGAUGUUGUAGACAAAGUUAUGAUAGAAGACACUUUGGUCGUCCUCAAGCUUGCUAACAUCUGCGGUAAAGCGUGCAAGAAGCUAUUCGAUAAGUGCAGAGAGAUCAUUGUCAAGUCUAACGUGGAUGUUGUUACUCUAAAGAAGUCAUUGCCUGAGGACAUUGCCAAGCAAGUAAUCGAUAUCCGCAAAGAGCUCGGCUUGGAGGUAGCUGAACCAGAGAAACAUGUCUCCAACAUACACAAGGCGCUUGAGUCAGACGAUCUUGACCUUGUCGUUAUGCUUUUGAAAGAGGGCCACACGAAUCUAGACGAAGCGUAUGCUCUCCAUUUUGCUGUUGCGUAUUGCGAUGAGAAGACAGCGAGGAAUCUCCUGGAACUGGGGUUUGCGGAUGUCAACCGGAGAAACCCGAGAGGGUACACGGUAAUUCACGUCGCUGCGAUGAGGAAAGAGCCGACACUGAUAGCAUUGUUGUUGACGAAAGGGGCUAAUGCAUUAGAAAUGUCUUUGGACGGGAGAACUGCUCUGUUGAUCGCGAAACAAGUCACUAAGGCGGCCGAGUGUUGUAUUCUGGAGAAAGGGAAGUUAGCUGCCAAAGGCGGAGUAUGUGUAGAGAUACUCAAGCAACCAGACAACACACGAGAACCAUUUCCUGAAGAUGUUUCUCCCUCCCUUGCAGUGGCUGCUGAUCAAUUCAAGAUAAGGUUGAUUGAUCUUGAAAACAGAGUUCAAAUGGCUCGAUGUCUCUAUCCAAUGGAAGCACAAGUUGCAAUGGAUUUCGCCCGAAUGAAGGGAACACGCGAGUUUGUCGUGACGACAGCAACUGACCUACACAUGGAACCUUUCAAGUUCGUAGAAAUGCAUCAGAGUAGACUAACAGCGCUUUCUAAAACUGUGGAAUUCGGGAAACGCUUCUUCCCACGCUGUUCGAAAGUGCUCGAUGAUAUUGUGGACUCUGAGGACUUGACUAUACUGGCUCUCGUAGAAGAAGACACUCCUGAGCAACGACAACAAAAGAGGCAGAGGUUCAUGGAAAUACAGGAGAUUGUUCAAAUGGCGUUUAGUAAAGACAAGGAGGAUCUUGGAAAGUCGUCUCUCUCAGCUUCGUCUUCUUCCACAUCCAAAUUAACUGGUAAAAAGAGGUCUAUUGCUAAACCCUCUCACCGGCGUCGGUGACACUAUUUGUUCGGGGUAAUAUUUGAUGUACCAUAUAUAUAUAUUUGAGUUAUCAUGUGUCUUAGUGUCUCUGUCUAUUGUUGGCUCAGUCAUAUAGUUUUGUUCGUCAUUUUGCAUCCUGUGUAUUCCGCAGCUUUCGGUGUGUUUGAAGCAAAUGCUGUAACCUUUUGAAUCUGUGAUAUAUCUAUUAUAAUAAACCAUGAUGGGUGUUACAGA